UUCCAUCUUCCUCAUCACUCAUCUCCCGUCACCUUGGCGCACAGCGCACACCCAGCGACAUGUCUCCUCAACAGACUGAGCCGCUUAAGAUCCUUGCGAUCGGCUCUCCUCUCUCCGAGCUUUCCCUCCUCGUGCAGAAGGUGACGGCCAUCAAUGGCAAACACGGACCAUUCGACGCCUGCGUCGUUGUUGGCGACCUCUUCAGAGAAGGCAGCAACGGGAGCGAGCUCGACGGCGUUGCAUUGCCCGUACCAACGUACUGGACAGUAGGGAAGAAUGCUCUUCCAGCCCGUGUACUCGAGACUCUGGCCAAGGGACCGGAAGUCGCGCCCAACCUCGUGUAUCUUGGCAAGUCCGGCGUGUUCGUCACUGCUCAAGGGCUCAAGAUCGCGGUCGUAGGCGGCGUGUACGACGCGGCAGUCUACGAAUCUGGAGACAACCCGGGCCCAUACACCCCUGUGAUUACGCAGAACUCGAUAGCGCAGCUUCUCUCUCACAAGGAGCUCUUCGGGCCGUCCCACGACUCGAUGCUGGAAGCCGCGAAGGAGAAGGCGCUUGCCCUCCCUUCGGCGUUCCACGGCGUCGACCUUUUUAUCACCACUUCGCCACCACCUUCCCUCAGCCUCCUCUCGCCCUCCUUCCCUUCGUCGGGCAUCUCGCUGGCUGCAGCUGCGCCGCCUCUCGCAGAGCUCAUCAAGCUUUCGCGCCCACGCUACCUCUUCUGGGCCGAUGGCGAGGGGUUCUGGGAGCGCGAACCGUUUGGAUGGGCUGGUGUCAAAGGCGACGAGCGCUGGACACGCGCGGUCAAGCUCGGCGCCCUGGGCGCUGUUGGCAAGGGGACUGGCAAGCCUGCUCGUUGGUUCUACGCAACGAGUCUGCCCGCCCAGUCUUCCUCUACCAAGCCUCCUGUGCGGCCUGGGAAUGCGUCGCCCAACCCCUUCUCCAUGCCGACCGGUGGUGGCUCAAGCAAGCGCCAGGCGGACGACUCAAAUGGCGCUGAGGGUGCCAAGCGCGUCAAGGCCGAGCCCGGCCCACCGCCUGAAGACUACACCUGCAAGAUCUGCAGUGUACAGGGCCACUGGAUCCAGGACUGCCCUCAGAAGGCCGCCAUGGACCCAUCCAAGCCGCCUCCCGGAUACGUCUGCAACAUCUGCAAAUCUACCGAGCACUUCAUCCGUGAAUGUCCGCAACGCGAAGAGCGCGCUCGAGCUCCGCGGCCGCCACCUGCGGGGUAUGUCUGCAAAGCGUGCGGCAAGGCCGAGGAACACUACAUCAAGGACUGCCCAGUGGUCAAGGAGCGCGAUGCGGCCCGCGAGGCAAACCGCAAAGGGAACAAGAAGGAUCUGGGACCCGCUGAGUGCUGGUUCUGUUUGAGUAACCCCAAGGUCACCAAGCACCUCAUUGUCGGCAUUGGUUCAGAAACUUACGUGACGUUGCCAAAAGGUCAGCUCAUUCCUACUCACGGGAAAGAAGAGCCGCUGGUCCCAGGAGGAGGUCACGUUCUUAUUAUCCCCAUUGCGCACCACCCCACACUCAUGUCGAUACCUCCCGCCGACGCUUUGGAUAUCAUUACGGAGAUUGAGUCGUACAAGUCAGCGCUGCGCAAGUGCUUUGCACAGUACAACGCGGUCCCAGUCUUCUUUGAGGUGGGCCGCUUGGCCGGUCGCGGAGGACACGCACACGUGCAGGUAAUCCCAGUGCCCAACGAGCUGGGCGACGAGGUUCACGAUGCCUUCACCAACGCUGGCAACUCGAUCGGUUUGAACUGGGAGGCUGAGCCUGAACGCGCGCUCGCGCGCGUCGGUCCGACCGGCAGUUAUUUCAAGGUCGAGUGUCCGGACGGGCGCAAGAUGGUACACUUGCUGCGGAACAACUUUGAUCUGCAAUUCGGCCGCAAGGUGCUCGCCGGCCUGCUCAACAUCCACGACCGUGGCAAUUGGCAGGAGUGCGUGCAGUCUGAGGCGGAGGAUAAGGACGACGCACAGAAGCUCAAAGCAGCGCUCAAGCCGUUCCUGCCAAAGUAGUCGCGUGUAAUGUGUACGUCAUCGCCAACGCGCGACAGUGACUACCGCACCCCCCACUAGCUCCAACUCCAUCUCAUAUCUAUGCAAUGAUGCGCACAUACCUACGACCUCUACUGCUUAAGGAGACCAAGCUCUGCCAGC
Cutaneotrichosporon oleaginosum is the source of this 2165-nucleotide messenger RNA. RefSeq lists its product as uncharacterized. The record is from RefSeq and is a predicted model, not a curated record. Gene Ontology annotation, cellular component: post-mRNA release spliceosomal complex. Gene Ontology annotation, biological process: mRNA splicing, via spliceosome. Gene Ontology annotation, molecular function: zinc ion binding; nucleic acid binding; RNA lariat debranching enzyme activator activity. NCBI's taxonomy places the organism in Eukaryota, Fungi, Basidiomycota, Tremellomycetes, Trichosporonales, Trichosporonaceae.